Molecule: messenger RNA, 1094 nt
Organism: Onychomys torridus (southern grasshopper mouse)
Lineage: Eukaryota; Metazoa; Chordata; Mammalia; Rodentia; Cricetidae
Gene: Skap1
Product: src kinase associated phosphoprotein 1
Exons: 13
Coding region: 6-1064 (352 amino acids)
Cellular component (GO): cytoplasm; plasma membrane
Molecular function (GO): protein binding
Source: RefSeq, a predicted model, not a curated record
ACCAAAUGCAGGCUGUCGCUCUCCCAGAGGAGAUCCGUUGGCUCCUGGAAGAUGCUGAAGACUUCCUGGCGGAGGGCUUGCGGAAUGAGAACCUCAGUGCUGGUGCUCAGGACCAGAGAGACCACAUUCUCCGGGGCUUCCAGCAAAUCAAAUCCAGGUACUGUUGGGAUUUUCAGCCCCAAGGAGGAGACCUUGGCCAGGACAGCUCUGAUGACAAUCAGAGUGGGACUCACGGCCCACCCCUCACAUCAGAUGCAUCCUUUUGGUCAGAUUAUCAGGAUGAGGGGAUGGAAAACAUCUUAAGAGGGGCUCAGGAGCUGGAUAACAUCAUCAAGCAAGGAUACUUGGAGAAGAAAAGCAAAGAUCACAGCUUCUUUGGGUCCGAAUGGCAGAAGCGAUGGUGUGUGGUCAGCAGAGGCCUCUUCCUCUACUAUGCUACUGAGAAAAGCAAGCAGCCCAAAGGGACCUUCCUCAUUAAGGGCUACAGUGUCCGGAUGGCCCCCCACCUGCGAAAAGACUCCAAGAAAGAAUCCUGCUUUGAACUGACCUCCCAGGAUAGACGCAGCUAUGAGUUUACAGCUCUGAGUCCAGCUGACGCCAGAGACUGGGUGGAUCAAAUAAGUUUCUUGUUAAAAGAUCUGAGCUCCUCAACCAUCCCCUGUGAAGAGGAAGAGGAAGAGGAGAAAGAAGAGGAAGAAAUGUAUGAUGACAUUGAUGGUUUGGACUCCGUCAAGUCUGGUUCCCAGUGCAGAGCCGUGACCUUGCCUGAGCCCACAGAGGAAGAAGAGGACAUUUAUGAAGUCCUACCAGAUGAAGACCUUGAUUUAGAAGAGGACGCACUCGGCACUCAUCGACGGCGAGUGGACUAUGCCAGUUAUUACCAGGGCCUGUGGGAUUGCCAUGGUGACCAGCCAGAUGAACUGUCCUUCCAACGAGGUGACCUCAUCCGCAUUCUGAGCAAGGAGUACAGCAUGUACGGCUGGUGGGUAGGAGAGCUGAACAGCCUCACUGGGAUUGUUCCGAAGGACUAUCUCACCUCCGCCUUUGAAACAGAAGAACCAUGAAGCCUAGGGAACAUAGUCUUCUAUCCUGCC